AUGACUUCAACUAUUACUCGAACGAUCUUAGCCUAUAUCUACACUAUUCAUUCUAGCGCCUUCUACGACAAGUUGACUCAGACUACACUAAUUUCGGUGUGGAUACCAGAGAUCGCCAACUGUCAAUCUGAAGGCAAAGUGCGGGAACCAGAUAUUACAGUAUAUCUUUCGGCAUACUCUGGUUUCAAAACCUUGGAUCAGGAAAAUGGCAAACUGGGGAUGGAAGGGGAGAUUGUCUCAACGCCGCAUGUGACCCCCGCAAAGGCGGCUCUCGGAACCAAAUCCCAGCCCUGUGGCAAGUGGGACACCCCACUUGGCGCCAUGGGACCUCGUCAUAUAAACCUGGGGUAG
This is a messenger RNA of Aspergillus oryzae RIB40, 351 nucleotides long. RefSeq lists its product as uncharacterized. The record is from RefSeq and is a predicted model, not a curated record. Lineage: Eukaryota; Fungi; Ascomycota; Eurotiomycetes; Eurotiales; Aspergillaceae. The transcript is spliced from 2 exons. Bases 1 to 351 code for a protein of 116 amino acids.